This is a messenger RNA of Pan troglodytes (chimpanzee), 871 nucleotides long. RefSeq lists its product as uncharacterized. The transcript has a single exon. NCBI's taxonomy places the organism in Eukaryota, Metazoa, Chordata, Mammalia, Primates, Hominidae. The record is from RefSeq and is a predicted model, not a curated record. The annotation marks the transcript as partial.
CCUGCAGAGAGCGACCGCCUGACCUCAAGCUGGCUGCAGAGCGAGGUCAGCCGGGACAACUGGGCAGGAACGCCCCAAGGGAGCGUUCGGGACUGGCGCGGGAAGGCGCGAGGGUGGGGAGCCGCGGACCCUAGACCCCUGCCUGCCCACCCCCCACCCACUGCCUUCCCGCUCCGGGCUCGGUUUCCACAGGCGAAUGGGCUCCGAGGUCCUGCUGCGCACAGUGCUGGAGGUCGGGCGGUGCAUGGCGAGAGCGCGCUUUGCAAAGUUCGCCUCAUGCCGCGACUUGAGGCUGUGAGGUCCGAUGCAGCCGCGCAGCCUCCGCUCCCUGCGAAGCCGAUCCUCUCCCCACACCCUCGCGGGGCUCUUGGCCAGGCGCGGGCGGGCUGCGCGGCGCAGCUGUCGGGCUCGUGCCACCCGCCAGGCCGCGCUUCUGCACAGCUCCGCGGUCCGCAGCGACGCGGACCUGGGCGCGCGUCCAGCCGCUGCCUCCCUGUCUCUUCUCGGGUUCACCUGAGAGAGGCCCAGGGACCCUCCGAGCCUCACACGCCCCCUCCCCAGCUCCCCAAACACACCUGCAGACAGGCUCUUUUGUCACCAGCCGGCCAAGCGCUUUGCCCCAGAAUGAGAGCUGCAGCAAAGUUCAAUCUCCAAGGCCCUGGGCCACUGGGAACCGUGGUGUCCCGUUUCACUGGGAGAGGGCUUUUUUCUUUUCUUUCGCUGAAGAGAAACUCGCUGCGCUGUCACAGGACACCGCUGCAAACCAAAAUAAACUGUUGCCUCUGAACACACAAAACAAAACCCUGUGGCUCAGGCCGCUGAGCUUCCUUGGCUGUGAAGUUUCCUGCAAAGAGUUGAAGGACACUCUGAG